Messenger RNA from Asparagus officinalis (garden asparagus), 1584 nucleotides. RefSeq names its product protease Do-like 1, chloroplastic. Gene Ontology annotation, molecular function: serine-type endopeptidase activity; protein binding. The record is from RefSeq and is a predicted model, not a curated record. Gene Ontology annotation, biological process: proteolysis. Lineage: Eukaryota; Viridiplantae; Streptophyta; Magnoliopsida; Asparagales; Asparagaceae.
CUUCUUAUUAUGAUAUCCACUCCCAUAAAAUCAGGAGCCCAAAAGAAUGGCCGCUGCUACUUGCUCUCCCCUCUCCCUCUCCCGCUGCUCUCCUCCCCUUCACAAAUCUUUUCUUACAUUUAGACCCCUCCCCUCCUCCAAAUUCAUUCUCCAGUCCCCCAAACCCUCCUCUUUCAAAAUCCUCGCCUCUUCAUCUUCUGUCUCCUCCAAGACCGGAAAAGGCGACCUUUUGUCUUCCGUCCUCGACUCCGCCGUUGUUCUCGCGGCUUCGAUCGCCAUCUCGAUCGGCAUCUUCGUCGCCGACGUGGGCCCCGCCUCGGCGUUCGUGGUGACGCCGCCGAGGAAGUUGCAGACCGACGAGCUCGCCACCGUCAGGCUUUUCCAGGAGAACACGCCGUCUGUGGUUUAUAUAACCAAUCUCGCCGUUCGGCAAGAUGCAUUCACACUGGAUGUCCUGGAGGUACCCCAAGGGUCGGGUUCAGGGUUUGUUUGGGACAAACAGGGACACAUUGUGACCAACUAUCAUGUUAUCCGUGGGGCAUCCGAUCUCAGGGUCACUCUUGCUGAUCAAUCAACAUAUGAAGCAAAAGUUGUUGGAUUUGACCAAGAUAAGGAUGUUGCUGUCUUGCGUAUAGAAGCGCCAAAAGAUAAAUUGCGACCCAUUCCAAUAGGCAUCUCGGCGGACCUCCUAGUUGGUCAGAAAGUUUUUGCUAUUGGAAAUCCAUUUGGCCUUGAUCACACACUUACAACAGGUGUUAUCAGUGGGUUGCGCAGAGAAAUAAGUUCGGCUGCCGCCACUGGACGACCUAUACAGGAUGUUAUACAGACCGAUGCAGCAAUUAAUCCUGGGAACAGUGGUGGGCCAUUGCUUGAUAGUUCUGGAAGUUUGAUAGGAAUAAAUACAGCUAUAUACUCGCCAUCUGGAGCAUCAUCGGGCGUUGGCUUCUCGAUUCCAGUUGAUACUGUUGGCGGCAUUGUUGAUCAACUUGUAAGAUUUGGCAAGGUUACAAGACCUAUUUUGGGGAUCAAGUUUGCGCCAGAUCAGUCAGUAGAGCAGCUUGGAGUCAGUGGGGUGCUCGUCUUAGAUGCUCCUCCGAAUGGUCCAGCUGGCAAAGCGGGUUUGCAACCAACCAAGAGAGACUCCUAUGGCCGGCUAAUCUUGGGGGACAUCAUAACAUCUGUUAAUGAUAAAAAAGUCUCAAGUGGGAGCGACUUGUACCGAAUUUUGGAUCAGUGCAAAGUUGGCGACACAGUGAUGGUUGAAGUUCUUCGAGGUGAUCAUAAAGAGAAAUUGCCGGUUGUCCUUGAACCAAAGCCGGAUGAAUCAUAGUAGCCAUAGGUCACAUUUCAGUACAUGUUCCACUCAUUGAUAGAUUGUAUAUAGAGAUGCAUUUGUCCAGGAAAUGUCAUCAAUGUAUUAUGUGUUAUUUCGAUGCAUUUGUCGAGGAAAUGUCAUCAAUGUAUUAUGUGUUACUUCGGUGCUUCUAAAUGAAAAGGAGGUCCUUUGUACAUUGAUAGUACGAGGUAUAGAAGCCUCAAAUGUGUAUCGAACUGGUUUAUUGGAGUAAAAUCCCUUCUUAUUGA